AUGUCUUGGUCCGGUGUCGCCCCCUUCAAGAAGUUCAAUGCUCCUUUCCUGAAGCCUUACUGGCCCUUCUUCGCUGCCGGUCUGGUUAUCGCCUACGGCGCCAACUCCCUCACCAACAAGAUGCUGGCCUCCGACGAGUGGAAGAACGACCCCCGCAACCCCAACGCCAAGCUCAAGCACUAA
Clonostachys rhizophaga is the source of this 183-nucleotide messenger RNA. The record is from the annotation of a GenBank genome assembly. Lineage: Eukaryota; Fungi; Ascomycota; Sordariomycetes; Hypocreales; Bionectriaceae.